UCGGAGAUUUUUUGGGAUCGUAAUAUGAACAUGUUGUGGAUUUUGCUCUUCCUCAUAAUUUCCUGCCAUGUGUCUGUGAACCAAAAUUCUGGCCCUCAGUAUGCAGACGUGGUGUUCCUGGUGGACAGCUCCGACCACCUGGGCAUUAAGAACGUCCCCUUCGUGAAAACCUUCCUGAACAAAAUGAUCGCCAGCCUCCCCAUCGAGGCCAACAAGUACCGCGUGGCGCUGGCCCAGUACAGCGACCAGCUCCACAGCGAGUUCCAGCUGGGCACUUUCAAGGGCAAGGGCCCCAUGCUGAAUUACAUCAGGAAUAACUUGAACUCCUUGGGCGGCUCCCUGCGCCUCGGGAACGCACUCAGGGAGGCGCACCAGACUUACUUCUCCGCCUCUGCUCAGGGCCGAGACAAGAAGCAGUUCCCACCCAUUCUGGUGGUGCUGGCUUCUGCCAAGUCUGAGGAUGACGUAGAAGAGGCGGCAGAGGCUCUGCGCCAAGACGGGGUGCGAAUCAUCUCCGUGGGGGUGCAGAGAGCUGCGGAGGACAACCUGAAGGCCAUGGCCACUGCUCAGUUCCAUUUCCACCUUCGGACAGUCAGAGACCUGAGCACGUUCUCUCAGAACAUGACGCAAGCCAUCAGGGACGCGGUGCAGUACAGGGAUGCGGCCAUGGAUGACCUCAUUGCAGAAGUUUGCCAAGGCCCCUCCGUGGCUGAUGUCGUGUUCCUGUUAGAUGUGGCAGUCAACGGCAGCCAGAACUUGGACUAUCUGAAGGCGUUCCUGGAAGAAAGCCUCUCUGCCCUUGACAUAAAGGAAAACUGCAUGCGAGUGGGCCUUGUGGCUUACACCAAUGAGACGGAGGUGAUCAGCUCUCUGAGCCGGGGCACCAAUAGAUCAGUGGUUCUCCAGCACGUAGCAGAUCUCAGCCCCCGAGCUGGGGAGGCUUACACCGGCGCUGCCCUCCGAGCGCUCAGGAAGGAGGUCUUCAGUGCCCGUGGCGGCAGCCGGAAGAAUCAGGGUGUGCCCCAGGUCUUGGUGCUGGUCACUCACAGGGUUUCGGAGGACAACGUGACCAAGGCAGCUGUGAACCUCCGGCGCCAUGGGGUGACAGUGUUCACUUUGGGAAUACAGGGGGCCAGUGCCAGCCAGUUGAAGAAGAUAGCAUCUCACCCCGCUGAGAACUACUUCACCAAGCUGCCAACCUUCUCGGACCUGGCCGCCCACAAUCAGACAUUUUUGAAGAAGCUGCAGAACCAGAUAACCCACACAGUCACUGUCCUUUCCGAACGGACUGCAACCCUCAAGUCCGGCUGUGUGCAGACGGAGGAAGCAGACAUCUUUCUGCUCAUUGAUGGCUCAGGGAGCAUCCAGGCCACAGAGUUCCAGGAAAUCAAGGCCUUCCUGUCGGAGGUGGUGGCCAUGUUCAACAUUGCUCCCCACAAGGUGCGGGUCGCAGCUGUGCAGUACGCCGACGGCUGGGACUUGGAAUUUGACGUUGAUAAGUACUCCAACAAGCAGGAUGUGGGAAAGGCCAUUGAGAACAUCAGGCAGUUGGGUGGGAACACAAGCAUGGGGGCAGCCCUGAAUUUCACAGUGAGGCUGUUGGAGAAGGCAAAGAAGCAACGAGGAAACAAAGUGCCGUGUCACCUGGUUGUCCUGACAAAUGGUGUGUCUGAGGAUAGCAUCUUGGAGCCUGUGCGAAGACUGAGAGAGGAGUCUAUCCACGUCCAUGCCAUUGGGGUCAAGGAGGCCAACCAGACGCAGCUGCGAGAGAUUGCAGGCGGGGACAGGAGAGUGUAUUAUGUGCAUGACUUUGAUGCCUUAAAAGACAUAAGAAACCAAGUUGUUCAGGAAAUCUGCACUGAAGAAGCCUGCAAAGACAUGAAAGCCGACAUCAUGUUUCUGGUGGACAGUUCGGGAAGCAUAGGACUCGAGAACUUUGGCAAAAUGAAAACAUUUAUGAAAAACCUGGUGAGCAAAUCUCAGAUUGGGGCAGAUCGAGUACAGAUUGGAGUUGUCCAGUUCAGCCACACCGAGAAGGAGGAGUUUCAGCUCGACACGUUUACAUCACAGAGUGACAUCUCAAAUGCAAUAGAUGGAAUGGCUCAUAUUGGCGAAACCACCCUGACUGGUCACGCUUUAACCUUUGUGUCUCAGUACUUCAGCCCUGCCAAGGGGGCCCGGCCCGGUGUCAGGAAAUUCCUUAUCCUCAUCACAGAUGGUGAAGCCCAGGAUGUAGUGAAGGGUCCCGCAGAAGCACUUCGGCAAGAAGGCGUAAUUAUCUACUCGGUGGGAGUGUUUGGCUCCAAUGUCACCCAGCUCAAGGAGAUCAGUGGGAGGCCAGAGAUGGUUUUUUAUGUUGAGAAUUUUGACAUUCUACAGCACAUAGAGGAUGACCUGGUUUUUGGAAUCUGCAGUCCCCGUGAAGAGUGCAAACGGAUCGAAGUGCUGGAUGUUGUAUUCGUCAUCGAUAGCUCUGGCAGCAUUGACUAUGAUGAAUACAACAUUAUGAAGGAAUUCAUGGUUGGCUUAGUGAAGAAAGCUGAUGUCGGCAAAUCACAGGUCCGCUUUGGGGCUCUGAAGUAUGCUGACAACCCAGAGGUGCUAUUUAAAUUGGAUGACUUAAGCACCAAGUGGGAGGUGAUUUCCACACUGCAGAAUGACCAGCCCAUGGGGGGCAAUACCUACACUGCCAAGGCACUGGACUUCUCAAGCCACAUGUUCACUGAGGCCUGGGGCAGCCGCCUGCACAAAGGGGUGCCCCAGGUCCUCAUUGUGAUCACUGACGGGGAAUCCCAUGACAGUGAUAAACUCAAUGCCACUGCGAAGGCCUUGCGUGACAAGGGCAUCCUCAUCCUGGCUGUGGGCAUUGCUGGCGCCAAUCACGUGGAGCUGUUGGCCAUGGCGGGUUCAAGUGACAAGUACUACUUCGUGGAGACUUUUGGAGGCCUGAAGGGGAUAUUUGCCAAUGUGUCAGAGAGUGUCUGUACCUCUUCGAAAGUAGAGUGCGAAAUUGAAAAAGUAGAUCUUGUUUUCCUCCUGGAUGGUUCCAACAGCAUUGACCCAAGAGACUUCAAGAAGAUGAAGGAAUUUUUGGCAUCCGUCGUUCAAGACUUUGAUGUGAACCUGCACAGAGUGCGGAUCGGAGCAGCCCAGUUCAGCCACACCUACCGGCCUGAGUUUCCACUGGGAAUGUCUGCAGGCGUACAGGAGGUGUCGCUUCAGAUCGAAAACAUCCAGCAGAUCUUUGGGUUCACACACAUUGGUGAUGCCCUCCGCCAGGUGGGAGAUUACUUCCAGGCAGACGGGGGCAGCAGGAUCAACACAGGAACUCCGCAGGUGUUGCUGGUCCUCACGGAUGGCCAGUCCCAGGAUGAGGUGGCCCAGGCUGCCGAGGAGCUGAGACACAAGGGCGUGGACAUCUACGCCGUGGGCAUUGGCCAGGUGGACCAUCAGCAGCUCAUCCAGAUCACUGGCACUGCAGAUAAGAAGCUCACAGUGGAUAACUUCGAUGAACUGAGAAAGGUCAAGAAAAGGAUUGUUCGCAACAUCUGUACCUCGGGGAGCGAGACUAAUUGUUUUGUGGAUGUUGUGGUGGGAUUUGAUGUCUCAACUUAUCAGAGUGGACAGACUUUGUUUGAAGGCCAGCCGUGGAUAGAAACCUACCUUCAAGACAUUUUACGGGCCAUUAGCUCCCUCAAUGGAGUAAGCUGUGAAGUGGGCACAGAGACACGGGUUAGUGUGGCUUUUCAAGUGACAAAUGCCCUGGGGAAAUACUCUCCCAAGUUUGAGAUCUACAGUGACAACAUCCUGAACAGCUUGAAGAGCAUAACAGUUCAAGGACCUUCACUGCUCAACACAAACCUCUUGACUUCUCUAUGGGAAGCGUUUCAGAAUAAAUCAGCUGCCCGAGGAAAGGUGAUCCUUUUAUUUUCAGAUGGAUUGGAUGAUGACAUAGAGAAACUUGAGCAAAAGUCUGAUGAACUCCGAAAAGAAGGCCUGAAUGCCCUCCUAACCGUGGCUCUGGACGGAGCUGUCCACUCGGGUGACCUGGCCGAUCUUCUCUCCAUGGAGUUCGGGAAGGGAUUUGAGUACAGGACACAGCUCACUAUUGGCAUGAGGGAUCUUGGGAGCCGGCUGUCCAAGUACCUGGUCAAUGUUGCUGAGAAGACGUGCUGCUGUCUGUUCUGCAAGUGCAUUGGAGAAGGUGGCACCUUGGGAGAGCCUGGCCCCCCGGGGAGAAAGGGCGCCUCGGGUUUUAAAGGCAGUGCCGGCUACCUGGGAGAAGAGGGUGCUGCGGGAGAAAGAGGAGCUCGUGGGCCAGUGGGGGAGCAAGGGACUGAAGGAUGUCAGGGUGCCAAAGGCCCCAAGGGAAUCAGAGGACUGGAUGGACAGAAGGGAGAAGAUGGGGAAAGUGGAAUUGAUGGAUUGAGUGGAGAACAGGGGGACAGUGGUCUUUCUGGAAGAAAAGGAGAAAAGGGUGACAGUGGAAUCCAGGGCAUCCCUGGAAGGAGAGGCAUUUCUGGUGACCGUGGAGCCAAGGGCCUGCAAGGAGAUCCUGGAAUUCCUGGAAUUGAUAAUAGCAUACAAGGACCCAAGGGCUUGAAAGGAGAACGUGGAAGACAAGGCAGGCGAGGCCAGCUGGGCGCCCCUGGAACUCCAGGCUCCAGAAUAAGGACGGUGACUCGUGGCCAAAGGGGACAAGCAGGGCCACAGGGAGUACCAGGCAUCCCCGGCCCAGAUGGACUGGAAGGCUCCCAGGGACUCAGGGGCACACAGGGCCGAAGAGGAGAGACUGGUAUGAAAGGAGAAAAAGGAGAUCUGGGAAGAAAAGGUCCCCAGGGGCCUGCAGGACCUGCAGGAGAAACAGGGAAUCCAGGCCGUAUGGGAAGCCAAGGCAAUAAAGGAGAACCUGGAGAUGUUGGGCCGAAAGGAGCUGUUGGCUUUCCUGGUCCUCGGGGCUUGCCGGGUGACAUUGGCAGUCCUGGCUACGGUGGUGUGGGAAGUAAAGGGACAAAGGGGCAAGAAGGAUUCCCUGGAGAGAGUGGCCCUAAGGGUGAGAUGGGGGACCCUGGUAGCCCAGGAGAGAUGGGACCCAAGGGAGCUAGAGGCAGAACGGUAUCUGCUGGGCUGCCAGGAGAGCCAGGAUCGCCUGGGGAGCCAGGACCCCCAGGACGCAAGGGUUUGAAAGGCACCCAAGGCUUGGCGCCCUUCUCCGUGUGUGAGCUCAUCCAGUAUGUGCGGGACCACAGCCCCGGCGGACACGGAAGCCCCGAGUGCCCUGUGCACCCCACGGACUUGGUGUUCGCGCUGGACCAGUCACAGGGCGUCACGGCACAGGCGUUCACACGCAUGAAGGAGAUGGCGGCAGCCAUGCUGCGCGACCUGCGUGUGCGCACCGGCGGCUGCGCGGUGGGCGCACGCGUGGCGCUCCUCACUUAUGGGGGCGCGGGCACCCAGCAGCUGGUGCGCUUCUCCGACGCACUGGACCAGAGCCAGCUCCUCAGCACGCUCAAUGCCAUCCCUCACGAGGCGGCAGCGUCCAGCGGUGGCGGGCUGGGCCGCGCCAUGAGGUUCAUCUCCAGGCACGUGUUCAAACGCACACUGCCAGGCCCCCACGCGAGGAGGAUAGCCACCUUCUUCAGCGCGGGCCCGGCUGACCCCUCCGAUGCUCAGGAGCUCACGACGGCUGCCAUGGAGCUGGGCGCGCUGGACAUCGUUCCUGUGGUGGUCGCCUUCGGUGCGGUCCCGGCCGUGCGGCGGGCAUUCGCGAUCGAUGACACUGGCACGUUCCAAGUGGUGGUGGUUCCCCCUGCGGCUGACUACAUGCCAACGUUAGCGAGACUCCAGCGGUGCACUUUCUGCUAUGAUAUGUGCAAGCCAGAUGCUGCCUGUGACCAAGGCAGCCCAGCCCCUGUGCAGUCUUACAUCGAUGCUGCCUUCCUCCUGGAUGGCUCCCGCAACUCUGCAAGUGCUCAAUUCGAAGAUCUCAGAGCCUUCCUGGGAGCGCUCUUGGAUCACUUUGAAAUCAGCACAGACCCUGAGACCUCUGUCACCGGAGACCGGGUGGCGCUGCUGACCCAUGGGCCCCCUGACUUCCUCCCCAGCACUGAGAGGAGUCCCGUGAGAGCGGAGUUCAACCUGACCGCCUACAGCAGUAAGCACCUCAUGAAGAGGCAUGUGCAAGAGUCAGUACAGCAACUCAACGGAGAGGCUUUCGUUGGGCACGCCUUGCAGUGGACGCUGGACAAGGUCUUUUUAAGGACACCCCACCUGAGAAGAAACAAAGUCAUAUUCGUGAUCUCUGCUGGGGAAACCAGUCACCUGGAUAUGGAAGUAUUAAAGGAAGAAUCCAUGCGAGCCAAGUGUCAGGGCUAUGCCCUGUUUGUGUUUUCCCUUGGCCCUGCUUGGAAUGGUGACGAACUGGAAGACCUGGCCAGCCGCCCUUUGGAUCAGCACUUGGUCCAGCUUGGCCGCAUUCACAAACCCGACCACAAGUAUGGCGUGAAGUUUGUGAAGUCCUUUAUCAACUCAGUCAGGCGUGCAAUCAACAGAUACCCCCCAAUAAACCUCAAAGCCAGGUGCAACAGACUGAGCUCCACAGAGCCAAAGCCACCACCCCUACGGAAAUUUCAAAGCUUUGUUCCUGGGCCACAUAAACCCGUCCUCAAAGAAGUCGUAUUACAGAAGGCAAAAUUCUUCCAAAAUAAAAAAUACCUUUCAAGAAUUACAAGAGGUGGCAGGGAUGAUGCCAUUCAGAAAUCUGCCAGAAAUACAUCCUACAAUUUUCAAGUCGGAUACAAGGACAUAUAAGCUCCUCCCAGACGACAUGAGAAAGGAAGUGCAUGAUCAGCUUGAUCUUAGGAAGCACGGGUAAGACUCUGGACUUCAGGAACUCGACAUACUGCCAGGACUGUGGGACA
Molecule: messenger RNA, 6920 nt
Organism: Ochotona princeps (American pika)
Lineage: Eukaryota; Metazoa; Chordata; Mammalia; Lagomorpha; Ochotonidae
Gene: COL6A6
Product: collagen type VI alpha 6 chain
Exons: 36
Biological process (GO): extracellular matrix organization
Molecular function (GO): extracellular matrix structural constituent conferring tensile strength
Source: RefSeq, a predicted model, not a curated record